Molecule: messenger RNA, 3750 nt
Organism: Danio rerio (zebrafish)
Lineage: Eukaryota; Metazoa; Chordata; Actinopteri; Cypriniformes; Danionidae
Source: RefSeq, a predicted model, not a curated record
CCGCUGAUGACGUGUGCGAAAGCGGAAGUGGUGUUAGUGUGCGGUUCUGCGGGUUACUAGAGACGCUCCGGUUCAAGAACGGCGGACAGACAGAAAUACCGGGAGAGAGAAACACACAAUCACAUACCGAGAACCAGAAACUCAUCUGACAACAGGAAUCAUCUGCGAUGUCAUUUAUAUUUGACUGGAUCUACAGAGGCUUCAGUGGAGUGCUGCAGUUUUUAGGUCUGUAUAAGAAGUCUGGAAAGCUGGUUUUUCUUGGACUGGACAAUGCUGGAAAGACAACUCUCCUGCACAUGCUCAAAGACGACAGAUUAGGACAACAUGUGCCCACUUUACAUCCCACAUCAGAAGAGCUGACCAUCGCAGGAAUGACAUUCACUACAUUUGAUCUGGGUGGACACGUACAAGGCUCUGCUGUCAGAUGAGACCAUCUCCAGUGUGCCACUGCUGGUGCUGGGAAAUAAGAUCGACCGGCCGGAGGCUGUGAGUGAAAGUAGACUCAGAGAAGUGUUCGCUCUGGACGGACAGACCACCGGGAAGGGCAGUGUUUCUCUGAAGGAGCUGAACGUCCGGCCGCUGGAGGUGUUCAUGUGCAGCGUCUUGAAGAAGCAGGGUUACGGUGAAGGUUUCCGCUGGCUGUCGCAGUACAUCGACUGAUUACACACUCCUGCUCCCACAUCAUCAGCAAUAACACACCUUGAUUCAAUCAUUUACUGUACUUUAGUGGAUAUCUUAAUGUUUGGGGUUUGUCAUUUUCAGGUUUGUCCGUGUAUUGAUUUUAGAGAGGGAAAUACAUUCAUUCACACAAUGCAGAUUUUUAAUGCAGGAGCACAAGCAGGUCGGAGGAGUUUCUGGAUUAAAAGCCUGCAAUUACAGAUCAGCUCAGAAAUACUGAUUUUAAACAAACAAAAAGUGAUAGCAAAUGACUGAUGCACAAUAUUUUUGUCUUGUUUUCCAGUAGAAAUAUCUAAAUGUUCUUAAAUCAACAUAUAUUUGCAUGAGAAGCAAUGUGAUUUAAGGUAUUACUUAUUGUUUAAUGAAACAUUUAAUAAAACUAAAGGAGGUUAUUGCUUAAUCUUUGGGCUAAGAAAAAUAUAUUUAAAAAACAAGUUAUGUAAUUUAUACAAAUAUUUAUUGUAAUAAAUAUUUGCAUAUUUAUUAACAUUUUAAAUAAAAUAAAACAGACUUUAUUGCUUAGUCUUUCGGCCAAGAAAGAAUAUAUAUUUUAAUUAAAUAUGAUUUAUGCAAUUAUUUAGUUUAAUACACACAUUUACACUUUUAUAUAAAAAAAAAACAAUUGCAUAAACUUAAUUUAAAUUUGUAUUUUAACUUUUAAGUACAAUAAUCUAAAUAUACAAUUUUAAGAGAUUUGAUUUGAACAAGUUUGGAUAUUUUUACUGGAUAGCCAGAAUACGUAUUGAUCUGAUUGGGAAAAUUAUUUAAAUUCUUGCAUCUUCUGAAUAAUUUAUUUGGGCUUUAAUCUUAAAUUUUUGAUUUAAGUUCCACUGUUACACUUCAGUGUUUAGUAUUAAUUUAUCCUCAUUCAUCUGUAGACAGUACAAAUAUCUAAACACUCUUAAAUCAAGAUAAUUUGGCAUGAGCAGCAGUGAUUGAAGGUAAUUUUCAUAUAUUCUUUUACUAAAAAAAUUAAAAUAAAAACUAAGACUUAAUAUUUGGAUUAAGACAUGAAAAUAGAUUAAUAAUUCAAAGUUACUCCAAACUUUUAUUUACUAAAAUAAAUAGAUCUUAAUUUUAGCACGUUUGGAUAUUUGCACUAAACAACAGGAAAAAGUAUUGAGUCAAAAAUAAUAAUUCUUCUGAAUAAUCUCAUUUAAUUGGACUUUAAAUCGAGAUAUUUUUGCAUGAGCGGCAGUGAUUUAACAUAUUUUUAUAUCUUCUUUUAAUUAAAAAAUAACUUAAAACUAAGACCUAAUUGCUUAAUAUUUCGACUAAGACAUGUAAAAAUAUAUCAAUAAUUCAGAGUUAGUUUUUUGUAAUUUUACAUCUAAAUAUACAUACAUAUAAAUAUAUCUUAAUAAAAAAAAAUAAAGAAUUCAUAAAAUUCUUCUGAAUAAUCUAAUUUAAUUGGGCUUUAAUCUAAGUUAUGAUUUAAUUUCCUCUGUUAUACUUCAGUGUUCAGUAUUAAUUUAGCCUCAUUCGUCUAUAGACAGUACAAAUUAAUAAAUAUUCCUAAAUCAAGAUAUUUUUGCAUGUGAUAGUAAUUUAUGACAUUUUUCAUUUCUUAUUAAAAAAAUAGAUCAAAGUUAAGACUUAACAGCUUAAUCUUUGGACUAAGACAUGAAAGAAUAUGUUAAUAAUUCAAAGUUACUCCAAUCUCCAAACUUUUGUAAUUUUACUUAUUUAAAAAUAAUAAUAAUAAUAAUAUUUUACAUGUUAGCACAUUUGGAUAAUUGUACUGAACAACCAGAAUAAGUAUGGAGUCAAAAAUCAUUUAAAUUCUUCUGAAUAAUCUAAUUUAAGUGGACUUUAAUCUAAAUUUUGAUUUAAUUUCCACUGUUAUACUUGAGUGUUUAGUAUUAAUUUAGCCUCAUUCAUCAAUAGACAGUACAAAUAUUUUUCAAAUUAAACAGUAAAUCAAAGUAAAGCUUAAUUGCUUAAUCUUUGGACUAAAAAAAGUUCAAAUAUAAUAAUAAUAAUAUUAAAUGAUGAUGAUAAUAAUAAUAAUUUUAAACAAAUAUCUAAACAUUCCUAAAUCAAGGUUUUUUGCAUGAGCAGCAGUAAUUUAAAAUAUUUUCCAUUCAUUUUAUUUAAAAGUAAAAUCAAAAUGAAGGAUUACUUGAUUAAUCUUUGGACUUAGACAUGUAAAAAUAAAAUAUAAUUCAAAGUUACUCCAAUCUCCAAACUUUUAUUUUGUAAUCUCGCAUUUAAUAUACAUGCAGUUUAAUUCUAGCACGUUAGGAUUUUGUACUGAACAAUCAGAAAAGGGUAUUUAAUCUCAUUUAAUUGGACUUUAAUCUUAUUAUUUUAUUUAAUUUCCACUGUUAUACUUCAGUGUUUAGUUUUUAUUUAGCCUCAUUCAUCUGUAAACAGAACAAAUAUCUAAAUAUUCUUGAAUUGAGAUAUUUUUGCACGAGCAGCAGUGAUUUAAGUUAUUUUUCAUAUUUUGUUUAUUGAAAUACAAUAAAAACUAAGACUUAAUUGCUUAAUUUUGGACCAAAAAAAGUUAAAAUAUAUUAAUAAUAAAUAAUAAUAGUUUUUUUUUCAAUCUCCAAACUUUUAUGUUGUAAAAUAAAUAGAUCUUAAUUUUAGCAAGUUUAGAUAUUUGUACUGAACAACAAGAAAAAGUAUAAAAUAGUUAUUAAUUAAUUUUUUUUGAAUAAUUCAAUCUAUUUGGGCAUUAAUCCUACGGUUUUAAUUUGCACUGUCAUACUUGAGUGUUUAGUAUUAAAAGCCUCAUUCACCUAUAAACUAUGACGAUUUGUAUUAUACAGUAUAUUCUACUGUACAGUGAUCGUGUAGAUAAUGUUCAUAUAGUGCUGGAUGUCAGUGUAUGUCUGCAGAUGCUCUACUGUAUAUGUUUUAUCAGACGCCGUUGGUGUUUGUUGAUCAUCAGAUGAAGCUUUGUGUCUGAUAGGAGAAAACCGACGGCAGACUUUUGGGGAAAAAAAACAACUGUAAAUAUUGUAUAAUGGAGUAUAAAUGUUUUUAUUGUCGAUAGCCUUGAGUGUACAGCAACCCAUCGUACAGACUGUAAACAUCUAUAAACUGUCAAUAUUUUCAAGAGUA